This is a messenger RNA of Coniosporium apollinis CBS 100218, 1656 nucleotides long. RefSeq lists its product as uncharacterized. Lineage: Eukaryota; Fungi; Ascomycota; Dothideomycetes. The record is from RefSeq and is a predicted model, not a curated record. Gene Ontology annotation, molecular function: mannokinase activity; glucokinase activity; ATP binding. Gene Ontology annotation, biological process: glucose 6-phosphate metabolic process; glycolytic process; intracellular glucose homeostasis. Gene Ontology annotation, cellular component: cytosol; mitochondrion. The transcript has a single exon. The coding region runs from base 1 to 1656 and encodes 551 amino acids.
AUGGAAUACCUAAGAUAUCCCGAAUUCACUGGGGACGCCCUCGAACAAGUCUUAGAACCUCUGACAUGGCUCAUCAACGACAAGAAGCUCCAUAACCUUGCCUGCUUGUAUGCAGAGACGUUCGCAGACCUUGCGAAAGAGUCAGAAGAGCAUUUCCUCCCGACACCAGUGACGAAGCUUCCGACAGGGAAAGAGAAGGGAAAAUUCUUGGCAAUAGACGUAGGCGGGACUAAUCUGAGAGUUGGCUUUGUUGAGCUUCUCGGCAACGACGACACCGCAGCGUCGGAAGGGAACGUGCCUGGCGUUGCGCAGAUAAGGAGGUCUCACGAGGAAGCAUGGCCGAUAGAGGAGCAUUUGAAGAUGGAUAAAGCCGAGGACCUGUUUUCCUGGAUCGGCGACUGUAUAGCUGAAGUCAUCGCAGAUGCCAUGAAUGCGGGAGUGGACGAUUUGGGCGAUGAGAUCGCGCUAGGCAUCACCUUCAGCUUUCCCAUGAAGCAAGAUUCAUUAUCGGAGGCGACGUUGAUGCCUAUGGGCAAAGGCUUUGCAAUCACAUCAGAUGUCAACCUGGGAAACAUGCUCCUUUCAGGAUAUGCACGCCACUGUGUGGAGCACAUAACGAAUGGCGGCGCUCAAGCCGAGAACGGUAGCACGGAACCGUCAACGAAGAGUAGAAAAAUCUCUAAACUGCCGAGGCUUCGGGUGGCCGCCAUAACAAACGACACCGUCGCUACGUUUGCGUCCUUGGCAUACGCCUUCAAGUCGGCUCCCAAUUCCAGGGCAGUCAUGGGUCUCAUUGUCGGUACAGGAUGUAACGCCACGAUACCAAUGAAGCUGAAAGCCCUAAGUGACGCAAAAAGGCAGUCCAUAAGACUACCACAAGGCGCAGACCCAGAAGACACCAAAAUCGUCAUCAACACCGAAUGGACGAUCAAAGGCACAGACCUACCCCUUGACAGCAUAGGCAUGAAGACGCAUUGGGACGAGGUGCUUGACAAAGCUUCAGACGCACCGGGCUUCCAACCAUUCGAGUACAUGACCGCAGGCCGCUAUCUAGGCGAGCUCGUCCGGCUUGUCAUGGUCGACUUCAUGGGCCGUCGCGGUGGAGGGAAAGGAAUGCCCACUGCCUUGAGGAAGAAGAACUCUAUAUCGACAACAUUCCUCGCCACUGUGGUCGCGCAAGACGAUGAUGACCUACUCUACGAAAAGCUGGACGAGAUGUUUCCCACUCCAUCCAAGAAUAGCAAUUUCGAGUGGUCGGUGGAAAAGGUGGAGAUGCUUCGAGGCGUAGCCCGUGCAGUGCAAGUCCGGUCCUCAGCGCUAAUUGCCGCUGCUACUGUGGGACUUCUCGCGUGCGUAGGGGAGAUCGAUCUGGAGGACCCGGAAGCCAAAGGUCCCGGCUUCAGCAGACGUGGCAAUGACGAUCCUACGGAAGGUAUCGACGUCUCCGGCGCUGUGGAGGAGUUGGUAGUCGGAUAUACCGGCGGGACCAUCUCGCGGUAUCCGGGCUUCUUGGAGACUUGCCAGAACUGGAUAGACAAUCUGGUCAGCAAGGGCUCGCCGAGGAACGCUAAGAAGCGGGUGGUGCUACGGGAAGCCACGGAUGGGGGAAUCAUAGGCGCUGCCGUGCUGGCUGGGACCACCUUGAACGGCUCGUGA